This is a messenger RNA of Panthera uncia (snow leopard), 1553 nucleotides long. RefSeq names its product transcription elongation factor A protein-like 3. Lineage: Eukaryota; Metazoa; Chordata; Mammalia; Carnivora; Felidae. The record is from RefSeq and is a predicted model, not a curated record.
AUGGGGAUGAGGGGGCGGAGCGGGGUGGGGAACCGAGCUUGGGUGACGCGGCGCUCACGUGACCGGUCGGGCGCCGACGUGGGCAGCAGCCCCCGCGCCCGCCUGCUCACCCACCCUGCGGUCCGGUGCCUGCGCUGUUGGCUCCCGUCGCCCGCGCAGAACCAGCUCCCUGAGCUGCCCGGGCGGCGGGCGAGGGGCCGGCGGGCUUCGGCGAGCCCGAGGAGGCGCAGGCCUGGCCCGGGCCCCGCAGGUCCCGCUGGUCGGUGUGAAGGUGGGUGCUGCCGGCGGCCCCGGGCAGGGGUGGAGGUGGAUGGGAGAAAAUCAGAUGAGGAAGAAAAGCUGGAAGUGGAGGGGAAGCCAGGGCAUGAGGGGAAGCUCCAGAAUGAGGGACAGCCAGAUGAUGAGGGACAAGCAGAAGAUGAGGGAAAGCAAGAAAAGCAGGGCAAGUCUGAAAAUGAGGGAAAACCACACAGUGAGGGCAAGCCAGAAUCCCUGGCAAAGGCUGAGAGUGAGUCGCGGGCUGCCGAAAAGCGCCCAGCUGAAGAUUAUGUGCCUAGGAAAGCAAAAAGAAAAACGGACAGGGGGACAGACGAUUCCCCCAAGGACUAUCAGGAGGACUUACAGGAAAGGCACUUGGGCAGUGAGGAGAUGAUGAGAGAAUGUGGAGAUGUGUCAAGCGCUCAGGAAGAGCUAAGGAAAAAACAGAAAAUGGGUGGUUUUCAUUGGAUGCAAAGAGAUGUACAGGAUCCCUUUGCCCAAGGGGGCAACGGGGUGUCAGGGGAAUGAGGGGCGGAGGUAGGGGCCAAAGGGGCUUACAUGAUAUCCCGUAUCUUUAAUGUCUUUGGCGUUCAUUUCUGAUUUCUCUAAUGAGAAUAUUGCCGAUCCUGCUUUUCCUGGCAGGCAUUUGCCAGGCUACGUGCUUUAAACUUAGGCUGAUACUUUGCUUUAGGUGUCACUCUUGUUACCAGCAGCCUUUUGAUCCAACUACAGUGUUCUCUGUCUUUCAUUAGGGGAUUUUCACCCAUGUGCAUGGAAAAGAUGUUCAUGGUACACUGUUAAAAUAACAAUAAAGAAAAAACAGUUUUCAGAACCACAUAUACAGUAUCGGCCCAUUUUUGUAAAAAAUGUAAAUGUUUGGGGCGCCUGGGUGGCUCAGUCGGUUAAACAUCCGACUUUGGCUCAGUUCAUGGGUUUGAGCCCCACAUCAGGCUCUGUGCUGACAGCUCAGAGCCUGGAGCCUGCUUCAGAUUCUGUGUCUCUCUGCUCCUACCCUGCUUGUGUUCUGUUUCUCUCCCUUUCAAAAAAUAAAUAAACAUUAAAAACUUUUUUAAAAAUAUAUAAAUGUUUGCAUAAUGGCUUUGUGCAUAGAGAAAGUUCUGAAAUGUGUACGCUAAAAAGUAGGUGAUGGUUUUUCCUGCGUGGUAGCCAAAAAUAGGUCUCAUCUGUACUCAAACAUAAGUCCAGUCACCUGACCCCUCCAUGCCAUUCCUCUGUGAGCGUGCCCAUUCCCAUGCCUUCCAGAAUGUAAAAUAAGUAAAACUCAUGUUAUCUCU